UAAAUCACCCCUGACUGAGUUUGAAACCAAUGUGUAGCGACCUGCAGAGCAUAAAACUGACAGAAGACGAGAGAAGAGGAAAAUCCUUGACGGUGCAAACAGAUCUCUGCUGCUGUGAGAAACCACCUGUAGCUCCUUAAAGAUGGCCAUGAUGCUGAAGCCAUGGACAGUGCUGGUGGCUGUAGCGCUGUGUGUGCUAGUGUGUCUGGGAACACUGGCCGACGCCUAUCCCCCCAAACCCGAGAACCCCGGUGAUGAUGCCCCACCUGAGGAGCUGGCCAAGUACUACACCGCCUUGAGACACUACAUCAAUCUGAUCACAAGACAGAGGUAUGGAAAGCGUUCAGCUCAAGAGGAUAUGGUUGCAGAGCUCCUGUUUGGUGCAGACAGCAACAGAGACCAGAGAUCAAGAUAUGAUGAUUCCUACAUGUGGUGACUCCACCAUCCCUCUCCCUCUUCAUCUGGAAUUCCCUCUGUGUGUCCCACAAUCUGUGCCUCUGAUCUCCAAACCCUGAAUCUGACCCCAACCAAUGACCAUUACUGACCAGAAUACAAGCUUUCUCAGUUUCUCUUGUCACUGUCUCACAUCUCACUCAUUAGAACAUAUUUAUACAUCAUUUAUUAUUAAAAUAAAAUAUAUAUGAGAUUAGUGCUACUAAUCUGAAGAUUGAACUGUAUCUAUGUGUGUGAGCAUCAAUGUCCCCCUACUCUUGUUUUACUGUUCCUCCUGUAAAAUGUAACAUCAGAAUAAAUUAAUAAAACUCUUCUGUGUGAUUAAAAUUU
Messenger RNA from Lates calcarifer (barramundi perch), 783 nucleotides. It is a transcript of the gene pyya, whose product is annotated as peptide YYa. The transcript has 4 exons. Bases 143 to 436 code for a protein of 97 amino acids. Gene Ontology annotation, biological process: neuropeptide signaling pathway; feeding behavior. Lineage: Eukaryota; Metazoa; Chordata; Actinopteri; Centropomidae. The record is from RefSeq and is a predicted model, not a curated record. Gene Ontology annotation, molecular function: neuropeptide hormone activity; neuropeptide Y receptor binding. Gene Ontology annotation, cellular component: extracellular region.